Molecule: messenger RNA, 1095 nt
Organism: Acyrthosiphon pisum (pea aphid)
Lineage: Eukaryota; Metazoa; Arthropoda; Insecta; Hemiptera; Aphididae
Exons: 2
Coding region: 24-1052 (342 amino acids)
Source: RefSeq, a predicted model, not a curated record
GAGUAGUGAACGUAAAAUAUAAUAUGGAUCUUGACAAAGCAAUUUCUAUGAUACCAGUUUGCACAGGCGAAAAAGAUGUAGCUGAAUUUAUAAACAUCUGUGAAAUCGCGCUUAAAGAUAUUUCAGAGGCGGAUAAGCCGAUAUUGUUAAAAAUCAUAACUUCGAAGUUGACAGGAAACACUUUAGAAGUAACAAAAUAUAAUAAUUUAGAAAAAAUUUCGGAAAGGGCUCUAUCUAUAGGAUUAAAAUAUAUGGCACGUAUAGCUGAGGGGGAGAGUGUAGUGAAAUUCGCCGCUAGGAUCGAGGAACUAUAUUACAAAUUAUGUGCGGCUAGUACUAUAGGUUUAAGUAAGGCAGAAACACAAAUAGUCAAAAAUCAAACUAAAAAGCAGGCUAUGAUUAUAUUUAUAACAGGAUUACCACAUCACUUAUAUACAGUGCUGAAUGGUAGGAAUCCAGACACUUUAGAACAAUGUUUUAAGCUGGCUACAGACGAGGAAUUAGAAUAUAACUCUAAGUUAGAAAUGGAAAAAUUGCAGGGAAAUAUACAAAUACAAAAUAUUAGUAAUGAAAAACAAGCAGGCGGUAGUAACGCGGAAAAACAAAAUGUCGAUAGUAACAAAAAUCAAGUAUUUAAUCGUGGUGGUAACGGAAUAGCGUAUCAGCGAAUAAUAGGAAUAAUAAUUUUAAUAAUCUUAAUGUGUAUAAUAACGGGUACAGAAAUAUUAGUCCCGGGGGAGAUAAUAAUUAUAAUAGUAAUCGCGGCGAGUAUAAUAAUUUUAAUCGUGGCGGAUACGGUAAUUUUAAUAAUCGAAUCGGAUACAAUAACAAUGGUUAUAGGCACAAUUUUAAUAAUGGUAAUAAUUAUCAGCAAAAUAAUAAUCCAAAUGGAAGUAACACCGGAUGUUACACAUGCGGAAAGGCCGGUCAUAUUGCAAAAGAUUGCUGGCAAUCGAACGGUCGUCCAAACGGUCGCUCGAACGAAAAACGCAUAUGAUAAUAUUGUAACACUAGUAAUCAGAAUUUAUAUUGCAGUUAUUGUAAUAAGGUAGGCCUACAAUAUCAACGUUUUUCGUAUAAGUGAUAUCAAAAAAA